This is a messenger RNA of Amphimedon queenslandica, 3612 nucleotides long. RefSeq lists its product as uncharacterized. Gene Ontology annotation, cellular component: inner dynein arm; 9+2 motile cilium. Bases 1 to 3612 code for a protein of 1203 amino acids. The transcript is spliced from 15 exons. Gene Ontology annotation, molecular function: dynein light intermediate chain binding; dynein intermediate chain binding; minus-end-directed microtubule motor activity. Gene Ontology annotation, biological process: cilium movement involved in cell motility. The record is from RefSeq and is a predicted model, not a curated record. NCBI's taxonomy places the organism in Eukaryota, Metazoa, Porifera, Demospongiae, Haplosclerida, Niphatidae.
AUGUUGUGUAUAGUGUCUGAAUUGAAGUCUCCUCCAUUCACUGAUCCACUCUCUGACAUAUCAUUAACCAUAUUACAAUUAGAAGAAAUUUACAAUGAUAUAGUGAAUAUUUCUCACUCACAUUAUGAUGGACUAUCAAAAUGGAGAACUGCAAUCACUGGUGAACCCACAGAUGCUACCGAGAUGAAAAAGGCUAUGGCUUAUUUGAAGGCUCGUAUGGAGAUUUGGAGGAACCUGAGAACUUUUAAUGCCACAGAGAGAGAAUGGCUAACUAAACCUUUUAAAAAACUUAAUGUACAGGAUGUUGGGGAAAAGCUUAAGAAGUGGUUGUCUACCAUAGACUCAUUGUCACAGAUACUAUCAGUAGAUGAUCCAGUCCUGAUGACACUCUCUGAAAGAAUAAAUGAAUACAACAACCUGCUACCAUUGCUUAAGAAAUUAUCUUCACCUUCUGUUAAACACACUCACUGGUAUACAUUACUAGCUGCUGUUGAGGUCCAGUACAACUCGUCCACUCUAUACACACUACAGGACCUUCUCUUAUACAAGCUACUCUCACCCGAAAACAGGCCACUACUCAAUGAGGUCUGUCAAUCAGCAGAGAGGGAGGCAGCCCUUAAGAACUCUGUCGAAACCCUACAAAAGAAAUGGGAGGGGAGGAAAUUUGUCUUAGACAAAGAAAGCUAUGAGAAGUACUCUUUUGCCUUCCCUCUCUCCUCUCCCUCUCCGGAUAUACUGACAGAGACGAGGGAGAGCUUACGUGUGACAAAGUUUGCAUUGUCAUCUCCUUCAAUGGAGAGUUCAGUAGUGAGUGCUAGUGGGCCUAGUAUAACAAGGCUAGUGGACGCUAGGGAGGUGCUUCAAGAAUUGGAAGAGGAUCUGACACUAGUCCAAGUGUAUUGCGGGUCUCCUCAUUGUGUGGGCGGGCUGAAGGGACAGUUGGAGUAUUGGAGCAGUGCUUUGAGACAAUUGAUGGAGCUUGUGGAACUGGUGGAAUCAUGUCAGAAUAAAUGGUGGAGUUGUCUAUAUCUAUUUGGUGACAUACCCACGGAAGAACACUUAGCCUAUGGACUGACCCAUGUACAAUCAGCGAGUGAGCAAUGGUCCAAUGUAUUGAAACACAUCAGAGAACAAGACGGGAGUGUAUUGACACUUUUUCCUAAGCAGUUGAUGGGUCUGCAUGCUGCCACUGGUGAUGAGGAUCAGAGUAUUGAUACUUCUGAUGUCUCAUGGUUGUCAGAGUCAGUCCCUCAAGCAGCUCUACUCACUGUACAGUCUAAAUGGACUCCAAUCAUCACCUCAGCAUUUGAUAAUGCACUAAUGAUCGAUUCAGCUAGGUCUCAGUUUGAGCGGAUCAUCAAUCAUCUUAUUCAAUUAUUGCACCUCACCUCCUCCUACCCUCACUCCCACCCACAAACCAUUACAACACUAAAGAGUCUCAUUGUCAGUGCUAAACACAAACUGGAUCUAAUUAAAAACAUAACGAGAGGGUUGUCCCUCUCUCAUCACGUCCUGUAUCAGUUAUUAGAAUCACCAGUUCUCUAUCAUCCUUCUCCAAGUCGUCUCUCUUCCGUUCCUUCUAGUAUGACCAACUCUCGUAAUUCUAUGCCACCGUUAGCGGCUGUUGGUAGACUCCACCCACUUCCCGAGCCUCUCGUUGCUUCAAAUAAGAGUCUAGUCAGCUCUCGUUUCAGUGCUGGGACUCAGUCCCACACUAAACCCUCCGGCCUAUCCUCAGCUAAGAGCCUAAUGCCAACUGUCCCUAGUAUUGGGACUGGUUGCCGGGUACAGUGUGGGCCUGAGGUCUCUUUUAGUUAUGGUUUUGAGUAUUAUGGGUCAGAUACUAGUAUUGUACUGUCUCCUUCACUAGAGAAGAGUGUUGUGAGCAUGAUGAGGUCAUUGGUGGCUGUUGAUGGGUGUAGUGGUCUAUUAGUUAGUGAGGGGCAUAGGGGAAAGAGCUAUGGAUCUAAUCUUGAGUCUGCUAGAGACGUUGCAAAAAUCCUAGGUCGUCCAUAUUAUACUCUGACUUGCUUAAGCACAACCUCAACGUCAGUCCUCCUCUCAUCCCUCUCCUCCUCCCUCCAGUCAGGGAGUAUACUCAUUCUCCAGUCAUUCACUGCUCUCCCUGUACCAGCACAGUUAGUAGUGUCACAAUGGCUGAAGGAGGUCUAUGAGAAGAUGAAGAAUGGACUAUUGGGUGGGCCUGAUCCUGUAUUGCCUCCUCCCACUAAUAAGAUACAGGUUACUGGAGGUGGAGGUCCUUAUUCUGUUAGCAGUACAGCAUCAUUAGGAUCUCAUCAUGAUUAUAAAAGUUCUUCAACUAGUCAUGUUGGUGCUGGUAAUCGUAUGGAUUGGUACAGUUCUGUUCAACAUGGAGCCAAUCUGUUAGGACCAAAAGCUGAGAUAGAGCUAACAGGAGAAGAGAGGACUACACUGGUUGCUAACGGGUACUUCAGUUGUAUAGCAGUCACUGAUGAAGGCAGUGAUAAUGAGAGAGAAGAUGAGGAAGAGGAAGAAAUGAAAAAUUACCCGUCAAUCACUGAAGAAGUAAUAGCUUCAUUUCGCUGUGUACAGAGUGAAUCUCUGGAUCUGGUACCAAUCACUGAGUGUUUGCUCCUCUCCUCUGGUUAUUCUAAUGCUGCUAGUAUUGCUAUUAAACUAGUGGACUGCUUGAAUGAAUUAAAGGUUAAUGGGAUAAUAAAGAUAUCAAUGUCACUCCUCAAACUGCUAUGCACUACCUACUGUCAUCAACAGCUCCUCUCCUCUUCUCAAUACUCUGUCUCUCAGCAUAAAGACAAGACCACACUAGAGAAUAUGGAGAAGAAAUGUGUGUGGAGAGCAUUAAUGAAAGGACUUCAUUUCUCAGAGUCUGAUAAAGAAACAGGAUUACAGAUUAUAGAUACUAAACUAGGUAUCUGUGUAGAGGAGGAGACACAGGGAGAGGUGGAGAGAGGGCACAGGAAAACUUUAAUGAGAGCUAUUGAAAAGGAAUUUGAGGAAAGGCAUUUACAAAUGAAACCAGAAAUCACGGAGAAAAUUAUGGAAUUGGAUGGUGCAUUAGAAUCAAGGAGAUGUGUUAUUAUUUAUGGUCCUAGUUCAUCAGGAAAGAGUACUCUUUACCAGUUGCUAUCACAAGCACAUAAUCACCUACUGAGUAACAAUGGGACUGUCAAUGAGGAAGGAAAAAAAGGAGGGAAAGGAGGAAAAAAGAAAAUGAUUUAUGUGACUCACAUUAACCCUGAAGCAUAUACUUUGACUGAGCUUUUUGGCGGGUAUUUGUCAUCAAGUGAGACUGCUACAGGAAGCAAAUAUACUGAUGAGUCCUCAUGGUCUACUGGUAUUCUAGCAAGACUGUUUCAACAAGCAGAGGAUUCCAACAACAGGACAAUAGAGCUGAAGGAUAGAGAGAGAGGAAGAGGAGGAGGAGGAAAGAAAGGGACCUCAUUGUCCAUUACCCACUGGAUUGUGUUUAACGGCUUUAACUGGAAUCAUAUUCACUGGCUGGAGAGUUUGUUGACUCAUCCACACAAACUGAAAUUAUCCAAUGGAGACACACUCAGUCUACCAGGUACUGAUAAUAAAUGUAUUAUUAUAUUAAUGGCAGGGUGUUAA